Molecule: messenger RNA, 447 nt
Organism: Dioszegia hungarica
Lineage: Eukaryota; Fungi; Basidiomycota; Tremellomycetes; Tremellales; Bulleribasidiaceae
Exons: 4
Coding region: 1-447 (148 amino acids)
Biological process (GO): transcription elongation by RNA polymerase II
Cellular component (GO): transcription elongation factor complex
Molecular function (GO): RNA polymerase II complex binding
Source: RefSeq, a predicted model, not a curated record
AUGUUUGGCUCGUUACGCUGUAAGGACUGCGGGCAGACCUUCACAACGCCUAUCAAUAACCUGUCCGCAGCUGUCGACGUCUACGCGGACUGGGUAGAUGCCUGCGAGGAAGAGCGUCUCAAGCAGCCCCCAAAGCAACGUCCCAUGCGCAACCCCGACACGCUAUCCAGACACGGUUACGCCGGCGGUGCUCAGAUGACCAUGAUCGGGAAUGAAGAAGAGGACGAUCUCGAUGCGGAAGGCGAAAUUGCACCGGGGGACGAGUCUGACGCGGACAGUCUGCUCGAUCCCCGUCCGGCGAAGCGGCAGGAGAGGCGGCGGUCGUCUGGCGCUGAUGAUGAUGAGGCUGAGGCGAGGCGGAGGCGGAAGGAUAAGGAGAGGGAGAAGGAUAGGCGGCCUGGGAAGAAGCCCGUGGAGGUGGAAGAUGAUGACGAUGAGGACGAUUAG